This is a messenger RNA of Dracunculus medinensis (Guinea worm), 486 nucleotides long. NCBI's taxonomy places the organism in Eukaryota, Metazoa, Nematoda, Chromadorea, Rhabditida, Dracunculidae. The record is from the annotation of a GenBank genome assembly.
AUGCGAGAUAAAUAUCGUUUGGUAAAAAGAACGCAGCUGAAAAGGUCUGAUGUUGACCGUAUUGGAAGUGAUGCUGAGAUAACAUAUGAUGUUGAAAUUUUCGACGAUGACGAUUUUUACCAACAACUAUUGAAGGAUAUCAUCGAGAAAAAAACAGCUCAAAUUGAUGAUCCGGUCUAUAUGAGCAGGCGCUGGCUUGAAAUUGAAAAUUUACGCCAAAAGCGGUCGAAAAAGAAGAAAGUGGAUACCAAGGCGUCAAAAGGUCGUAGGAUACGAUAUUUGGUGAUUCCACAGUUAGUCAAUUAUUAUCCAUCUAUGCCAGAAUCAGUUAGUUGGUCGCAUGAAAUGAGAAAUCAACUUAUGAAAUCGUUAUUCGUAUCAGAUUCUCAAAUAUAUCUUUGUAUACAUGAAAAGUUACCUGUAAAUGUGACGGUUAUUGUUGUAUAUAAUUUCACAAGAGAGUUCUUCGAUAUCUUUUCUAAAUAA